Myxocyprinus asiaticus (Chinese sucker) is the source of this 2185-nucleotide messenger RNA. RefSeq names its product proteasome 26S subunit, non-ATPase 3 (gene psmd3). Lineage: Eukaryota; Metazoa; Chordata; Actinopteri; Cypriniformes; Catostomidae. Bases 145 to 1665 code for a protein of 506 amino acids. Gene Ontology annotation, biological process: ubiquitin-dependent protein catabolic process; regulation of protein catabolic process. The record is from RefSeq and is a predicted model, not a curated record. The transcript is spliced from 12 exons. Gene Ontology annotation, molecular function: protein binding; enzyme regulator activity. Gene Ontology annotation, cellular component: proteasome regulatory particle, lid subcomplex; proteasome complex.
GAGAAGAAUAGAAUGACCCACAAUUCAUUGCUUCGCGUCAGAAUUGCCAGUCAUCUUCGGUGUUGAUCGUGAGCGGCGAGAGCUGAAACAGUGCACGAGCGUUUUGUUUAUACUCAGUAUAUUCGUUUAUACAAGCGUUUGAGAAUGAAAGAAUUAACGGCGAAGAAGACGCGAGCGGAUAAAGAGACAAAGAGCGGCAGCGGACCCGAGCCACAGGAUGUGGAAAUGAACGAGGACGAGCAGAAAGCGCCCAAAGAACAAGAUCAACUCACACUAGAAGACAUUAGGGAGCACGUGAAGCAGAUUGAGAAAGCGGUGUUGGGGAAGGAGCCACGAUUUGUUCUUCGUGCACUGCGUGCGCUGCCCUCCACUAGCCGUCGGCUCAAUCCUAAUGUCCUACACAAGGCCGUGUCUGGUUUCUUCACCUCCAAUGCUGCCGGAAAAGAAUUCUUGCUCAGCUUCCUGGAGCAGCCAGUGGAUAGUGAGGGAGACAUGCAGUUCAGGCCUCGGACAGGUAAAGCUGCUGCUAUUCCGCUGAUUCCAGAGGUAGAGGCCUAUCUACAGCUUCUGCUAGUGGUCCAUCUCACCAACAACAAACGCUACACUGAGGCUCAGAAAGUGUCUGAUGACCUGUUACAGAAGAUCAGCUCACAGAACCGUCGGGCUCUGGAUUUAGUCGCUGCCAAGUGUUACUACUACCAUUCCCGUGUGUACGAGUUCCUAAACCAGCUGGAUGUGGUCCGCAGUUUCCUGCACACACGCUUGAGGACGGCUACAUUACGUCACGAUGCUGAUGGUCAGGCUACGCUGCUCAAUCUCCUGCUGCGGAACUACCUGCAGUAUAAUUUAUAUGACCAGGCAGAGAAACUUGUGUCCAAAUCAGUUUUCCCUGAACUCGCUAAUAACAAUGAGUGGGCUCGCUAUCUUUACUACACCGGGCGUAUCAAGGCCAUUCAGCUUGAGUAUUCAGAAGCAAGAAGGACUCUGACAAACGCCCUUCGCAAAGCCCCUCAGCACACCGCCGUGGGCUUCAAACAGACGGUGCAUAAGCUGUUGAUCGUAGUGGAGUUGUUGUUGGGUGAGAUUCCAGACCGUCUGCAGUUCCGUCAGCCCUCUCUCAAGAGGUCGCUCAUGCCAUACUUCCUGCUCACACAGGCGGUGAGAACUGGAAAUCUUGCCAAGUUUAACCAGGCAUUGGAUCAGUUUGGAGAGAAGUUCCAGGCCGACGGCACCUACACACUGAUCAUCCGUCUGAGACACAAUGUCAUCAAAACUGGUGUGAGAAUGAUCAGUUUGUCAUACUCGCGGAUAUCUCUUGCUGAUAUUGCACAAAAACUGCAGCUGGACAGUCCUGAAGAUGCAGAGUUCAUCGUUGCCAAGGCGAUCCGUGACGGUGUUAUCGAGGCAAGCAUAAACCAUGAGAAGGGUUACGUUCAGUCUAAAGAGACCAUGGAUAUCUACAGCACUCGAGAGCCACAGCUUGCUUUCCACCAGCGCAUUUCUUUCUGUCUGGACAUACACAACAUGUCUGUCAAGGCAAUGAGGUUUCCACCAAAGGCAUACAACAAGGAUCUUGAGUCAGCAGAGGAGAGAAGAGAGCGAGAGCAGCAGGAUCUGGAAUUUGCUAAAGAAAUGGCAGAGGAUGAUGAUGACAGUUUCCCAUGAGACUGAAGAACAUUACCUUUAUUUCAUGUGUCUCAUUCUGUUUUGCUCCCCACAUCUGUAGAAAUGACCCAUCUGCUCUUCACAUGAACUUCUGUUCAAAAUGCUGGGUGAUGUGACAUCAUGAAUGCAUCAUCGGUUUUAAAUUCUCCAGUUGUAUACUGUCAUGCAUAGUAGUUUUUUCCACUCCCAAUUCAACAAAUAUGAAAUCUUUAAAUUUAUCCCUGUUUUAUAAAGGUGCAUUCAUAAAAAUAAAGAAUGUUCUUUAAUAGUUGGUUUGCAACAGUAUAUAAUCACAAUGUAUACAUUAGCCUGGCUUUCCCAAAUUAACCACAAUUCCAAAUUGUAAGAGAUAAAUGGAAUUGGUGAUGAGUAGUGCUUUCCUGACAGAAAAAUUUGUCCCAUGGCUCUGCAAUGUAGUGGGGUUUUCUGGGGUGAACUGCUUAUUGGUGUUACUCUUUUACGUUUGAUUGUUCGUUUUUCUUUGGGAGUUUUUCUUCAAUUAAAAUUCAGCACAGCUUCA